Molecule: messenger RNA, 1152 nt
Organism: Aaosphaeria arxii CBS 175.79
Lineage: Eukaryota; Fungi; Ascomycota; Dothideomycetes; Pleosporales
Product: Di-copper centre-containing protein
Exons: 4
Coding region: 1-1152 (383 amino acids)
Molecular function (GO): oxidoreductase activity
Source: RefSeq, a predicted model, not a curated record
AUGAGAUCUUCCUUUCUUGCAGCAGCAGCAUUGAUUAGCUGUACAUUCGCUAAAACAUUCGAGUACGACAUCCUAGCUGAUCAGGGCUUCGCCAAUCUUAAGCUUCACGUAUCUCAAAAAGGGUUUCCCAGCCCCGAAACAUGCACAUGGGAGAAUGUUGCCAAACGUCGAGAAUGGUCACGAUUGACGCGAGCGGAGAAACUCGAUUACAUUGGAGCAGUUCAGUGUCUUGGACGACUUCCUGCUAGAACACCAGCUUCUGUAGCUGCGGGAGCAAGAUCACGCUAUGAUGAUCUCGUUGUAACUCAUAUACUCCAAACAUACUACACCCACGGCAAUGGAAACUUUCUCUCGUGGCAUCGUUACUACAUGUGGACAUAUGAGCAAAUGCUACGGAACGAAUGCGGUUAUAAGGGCUAUCUGCCCUAUUAUAAUUGGGCAUGGUGGGCUGAAGACCCGGCCAGCUCGCCACUGCUUGAUGGAAGUGACACGAGUAUUUCCGGAGAUGGAGAAUUCGUGCCUGGACGAAAUGCCACAUGUGUACCGAAUCCGAAAAGUUGUUAUCAGAUAAUGGUGCCUGGAACAGGCGGCGGCUGUGUAACUUCUGGGCCAUUCAAAGACUGGAAAGUCAAUCUGGGUCCCAUCACGAGCCGUGACACGACAGUCCCGCCAAAUCCCUCACCAGACGGUCUCGGUCAUAACCCUCGCUGCAUCAAGCGUGACCUGAGUGUGCAAUCGGCACUUGAGGCUCGAGAUGAAUACAUCACAGACCUCAUCAAAGAUAGUGCCAACAUCUCCGCCUUCCAAGACACAUUCCAGAAUCCGAAUUAUGAGCGGCUGAGUGUCCACCUUGGUGGACACAAUAUCAUCAGUGGAGAUGCCGGGUCUGAUUUCUUCAAUUCGCCCUCAGAUCCUUUCUUCUGGUUCCAUCAUGCCUCUGUAGAUCGCACAUGGUGGAUCUGGCAGAAUCAGGAUAUCGAUUCCAGACGGUUCACGAUUGCUGGGACACUAACCUUUAUGAAUAACCCGCCUACGCGAAAUGCGACAUUGGAUGAUAUCAUGACUAUGGGGGAGUUCGUUGGGGGCUCUAAUAUAACUGUCGCGAAUGCUUCAAGCACGCUUGCAGGGCCGUUCUGCUAUGUUUAUGAAUAA